Molecule: messenger RNA, 973 nt
Organism: Acanthopagrus latus (yellowfin seabream)
Lineage: Eukaryota; Metazoa; Chordata; Actinopteri; Spariformes; Sparidae
Product: protein FAM237A-like
Exons: 3
Coding region: 90-578 (162 amino acids)
Source: RefSeq, a predicted model, not a curated record
GGAGGGAGGCACUGACGUCAAUUAGGACCCAACAGAUAUUUACCUGACUUCAAUCAACACUAGUGCUGUUAGUCGGCCCAGCUGCAGUGAUGGCCACGGUGCUCCUGAACGUACCUGCCGCCGCGGUGUUCAUGCUGGGCUGUGUGUGUGCCGUCCCGCUGCAGGGCCAGAAGCUGGGUCAGGCCGUGGUGGACCCGCUCACGGUGCCCAGGGCCAACCCGCAGUGCUGGGACUCGUCCUCGGCUCUGCUGCUGGAGAUGCGCUCCCCGAGGAUCGCAGACACGGUGCCCGCCUUCUGGGACCUGAUGGUCUUCCUCCGGUCGUCAGACGACAACAGGCACACGGCGCUGUUCUGGGACCUGGCCCGGGUCUUCUGGGACCUGUACCUGGACUGUGUGGUGUCCAGGAGUCACGGCCUGGGGAGGAGACACGUCACCGCGAUACACUCCCUCAUUACUGACAAGUCCUUCAGAUUCAACAGCUCAGGAGCAAACUCCCGGGCGUGGCUCAGUGUCAGAGUGAGACGCAGAGGACACAUCAAGACCUUGAAGAUCAAACCCAAACCAAACCACAAAUAAUUGACAUUAUUACCACCUCAUAGCUUUUAUCAGUAUUUUCUUACCUACACAAAAACUCAAAUGUUUCACCAUGAUAACAUUACAAGUACCUUAAGUCUAUUUUGUGGUUCUCAGCAGGUUGUGUUGGUUUUAUCUCUGACAUCAUUUAUUAGUAAUACACAACAAUGUUUUCCAAUUAAGAAAACUUUAUUUCUUUAUUUGUUUUUACAAAACAUUUGAACUAUGUCUGAUGUAUAGUUACAUUUAAGUGUUUGCUAUCACAUGUUCUUAUGCAAUGGAUGCAUUUGUCAGUGUUUUUAUGUUAUGUUAUGUUAUGUUAUGUUAUGUUAUGUUAUGUUAUGUUAUGUUAUGUUAUUUUAUGUUAUGGAGGAAUCAUGUCAAAAUAAUUGGACAGC